GGACGAGAGAGCACUUCCUGUUUUUAGCUUUUUAGCAUUUGGUGAACUCGUGGACUUACAGCUGUAGUACUGUUAUGUUGUACAAGGUAAAAUGAAUAUUCUCGGUCGCUGUAAGAAACUGGUUUCACCAGUUUAUAAAAGCAGAGUUUUACUGGAACAAACUGGUGUUUUUAGAAGCGUCUGCUCGGUAUCCGAAGCACGGUGUGACGGUUUGUGUUUACCUCGACGGUUUACAGCAAAUGUGUCGUCCUGUCAGCACUGGCAUCAUGUUUCCACCUGUCACUUAAACACAAAAAGAUUUUAUUCAGAGGUGUGUAGUGAAAGCAGUAAUUCAAAGAUGAGCGCUGGCGUGUUUGAAGAGGAGUCGCAGGAGAUAGACGGUGACCUCAGGGACAGCAGUGCCCCGAGACAAAGAUCUCCUGAGACGUUCAAUCUGGAUGUGCUGGUGUCUCUCCUUCGUCAGGAAAAUGCGGUAGAUAUCUGUGUGAUUAAAGUACCGGAGCAGAUCAAAUACACAGAGUACUUCAUUGUUGUCAGCGGCGUAUCACCAAGACACCUCCGUGCAAUGGCACUUUAUGCCAUCAAAACGUACAAGUUCCUGAAGAAAGAUAGAGCUCCAAAUGUCAGGAUUGAAGGAAAGGAUGCAGAGGACUGGAUGUGUAUUGACUUUGGGAAUAUGGUGGUCCACUUCAUGCUACCAGAGCAGAGAGAACUGUAUGAAUUGGAGAAACUUUGGACUCUCCGCAUGUAUGAUGAGCAGCUGAAGAGCAUUCCCCCUGAGAAGCUACCAGAAGACUUCAUAUAUGAUGCUGAAGUCACAAAGUGACAAAUCAUCUAAGCUGUGCAUGGACUUUACAACUUCUUUGUGACUUUGGACGCAUCCUUUUCUAUCCCUGUGAGUAGAAGCAAGAGAUGUUUUUGGACAGAAACCAUAUUUUUUGUUUGGAAUUGACAGAAUUUAAGUGGGCUGCCCUCUCACACAAUAGCAAUACUGUAGGAAUCACUAGUUUCAUUAUGAUGCAGUAAUAUAUCAAUUCUUUGGACAACGACCCAAUAUUUCCUGAUAUUACAAAAGCCCUGUUUCCACCAAACACUUCUGGUAUGGUACCUUUGGAACCAAAAGUAACUCUUCAGACAUGGUACCUAGACCCUAGCGUUUCCACCACAAACUGUACUCUUAAAUGUGGACGAGGUUGUUGUCACUCACUGCUCCGUCCAGCACUCACUGUAUUUCCUCCUUUAUCAGUCUGCACCUCAAUAUUUGUCCACAGAACGAGGUUGCACGCCACCAUUUGUCUAACAAAAUAGAACAGGCUGCAGUGAGAGUCUCCAUGGUAUAUUAAAAAUAGCGGGUUUGUGCAGCUCAGGGGUUUAGUGUUGCCUUAGGAACAACGGCUCUGCGAUGCCUUUUUUUUUUCCGAGUGAGGAUUAGAAUAUAUGCAGUUCACAUAACCCGGUUGAAAGUAAUAUAUAUUGUUAAACACUUGAGGAUCCACUUAUUACUAAAAGUUUAUGUCAUCAAAGAGAGGAUCAAAACUAAAGUAAUGGUCAGCGUUGUCACAAAUUUAAGGUGUACUGAUGGGAUCACGUCAUCACCUCAUACACUGAGUAACAUUACAACUAAACGUUCCACCUUAAAAGUUGCCAGCAGUCGGUCCAAUGAAUAAAGUUUUUUUUUCACAGUCUUCAGCUGCUGUGAGAGGCAGCAAAACAUCUUUUCAUUUUAUAGUUACAGUUUACUAAUAUAUGUAAGGCUCUCCAUGGUUUGACUAGUGGUUACAUGAGCUUCAAAACCAGCCACAACUCAGCCCUGAGCAGAGGGACCUUGUGCUAUUGACCAAUCAGCGGACUGCAGUGUUCACAGCUCCACCUUUUAGCACCGGAUCUGUGUGCUAGGUACCCCAACAGAGGGUUGACCAAAAAUGGGGACGGUACGGAACGGUUCCAUUGGUACCAUCCACAAAUUUCCACAGUGGAAAUGGGAAAAAAAAGUGUACUGAACUGAACUGAACCGUACUGCUUGGUGGAAACGGGGCUAAAGUCUGCCACAAUGCGAUUUCGAUUCAGUUCAGGGCCCUGCAAUCCAUACAAGACAAUAUCAGCAAAUAUCCUUGUUGAAGUACAAGUAUUAAUCCAUCCUUGGGUGCUUGCCAUUGUCUGCUUGGCCCCAGGCCGCUAGCACCGCUUGAAUUUUUAGGUAGGAGGUUUGCUUGGACGGAAAUGGUUACACAGACGUUCCUUGGGAAUUUCUAAAUAAAGGUGUUUCUUAAAGAUGACAAUAUGUAUUGAUGUUUUCACUUUGCAAUGAUAAUAAUGUAAUCGUUUAACAUCGAUAUCGAUACAUUGAUUCAGUGUAUUGUUAUAUCCCCAGGAAUCACUGCCCCAUUAUACUGAUUAAUUGUACACAUCUUUCUUUUUCAUAUUAUUUGACCAUCAGAGGGUAUCAGGAGGUAUUUGUAAAGUAACAUUGCUUAUUUGUGAAUGAUUUUUGAGCCUGCUGCUGAAAAUGUGCACAUCUUUAAAAUAUUUUCAAGGUUAGAAAUAAAUUAUUUUAAUACCA
Epinephelus moara (kelp grouper) is the source of this 2560-nucleotide messenger RNA. It is a transcript of the gene malsu1, whose product is annotated as mitochondrial assembly of ribosomal large subunit 1. Gene Ontology annotation, molecular function: ribosomal large subunit binding. Gene Ontology annotation, biological process: negative regulation of ribosome biogenesis; negative regulation of translation. The record is from RefSeq and is a predicted model, not a curated record. The transcript has 4 exons. Gene Ontology annotation, cellular component: mitochondrion. Lineage: Eukaryota; Metazoa; Chordata; Actinopteri; Perciformes; Serranidae. Bases 92 to 826 code for a protein of 244 amino acids.